AUGGCGGCGGCGGUGGCGGCGGGCCCGGGGGCUCUGGGCGCUCUGCAGGCGGGCCGCAGCCGCUGGGUGGCCGCGGGCUGCGCGCAGCUCGGCCCCGGGCUGAGGCUGCCUGGCUCCUGGGCGCGCCGGCUCGGGGGCUCUGCGCUGUGGUCACCUGCACCCCGGGGUGCCGCCCCGAGGAGGGGCUACAACUCUGAGGUGAAGACGGAGGACGAGCUGCGGGUGCGGCACCUGGAGGAGGAGAGUCGAGGAAUUGUGGUGCUUGGGAUCAACAGAGCCUACGGCAAAAACGCACUCAGUAAAAAUCUGGUUAAGAUGCUGUCAAAAGCUGUGGAUUCUUUAAAAUCUGAUAAGAAAGUGCGGACUGUAAUCAUCAGGAGUGAAGUCCCAGGGAUCUUCUGUGCUGGUGCUGACCUUAAGGAAAGAGUCAAAAUGAGUUCCAGUGAAGUUGGUCCUUUUGUCUCCAAAAUUCGGACAGUGAUUAACGAUAUUGCUAACCUUCCGGUGCCCACGAUCGCAGCAAUCGACGGACUUGCUUUAGGUGGUGGUCUUGAACUGGCUUUAGCGUGCGAUAUUCGAGUAGCAGCUUCUUCUGCAAAAAUGGGACUGGUUGAAACAAAGUUGGCCAUUAUUCCUGGUGGAGGGGGCACCCAGAGAUUACCCCGUGCCAUCGGAACGUCCUUGGCCAAGGAGCUCAUCUUCUCCGCACGUGUGCUGGAUGGCCAAGAAGCCAAGGAAGUGGGCUUGAUCAGCCACGUCCUGGAGCAGAACCAGGAGGGCGAUGCUGCCUACAGGAAGGCCCUGGACCUGGCACGCGAGUUUCUACCUCAGGGACCUGUUGCAAUGAGAGUGGCAAAAUUAGCAAUUAAUCAAGGAAUGGAGGUUGAUUUAGUCACAGGGUUGGCCAUAGAAGAAGCUUGUUAUGCCCAGAUCAUUCCAACAAAAGACAGAGUUGAAGGGCUUCUUGCUUUUAAAGAGAAGAGGCCCCCUCGUUAUAAAGGAGAAUAAUAGAAGAAAGAAGAAUUAUGAAAAUGCCACUGUAAUACACGUGCUUCUGGAAGUAUCUUUCAGACCCACUCUGUGGCUCAGCACAUGGCAUCUCAAUGACCAAAGUGAAGAAUGAGUAACUCGUGUAAUAUAUGAAACACCUGGAAUGGACACAUGUGUGGGUUUCAUUCUAAUGUGUAUUAUUUCAUCCUCAUUCAGAUUUAUAAAGCUAGUAGUGUAUAUUGUCAAAAACAGACUCAAAAUAGAUACACAUUUUUAAAUAUUUCCUGCUUAUGAGACUUUCUGUUCUUGAUUUUUUUAAAUGUGAAUAAUUUAUAUAUUGCACAUUCUAGGGAACAAUACUGACUGUAUGUCUACUGUGCUGCAUUAAGAAAAUAAAAUUAUUUCUGUAUACCAAAA
Ochotona curzoniae (black-lipped pika) is the source of this 1407-nucleotide messenger RNA. It is a transcript of the gene AUH, whose product is annotated as AU RNA binding methylglutaconyl-CoA hydratase. Bases 1 to 1008 code for a protein of 335 amino acids. The transcript has 10 exons. Gene Ontology annotation, cellular component: mitochondrion. Gene Ontology annotation, biological process: fatty acid beta-oxidation. Gene Ontology annotation, molecular function: enoyl-CoA hydratase activity. The record is from RefSeq and is a predicted model, not a curated record. Lineage: Eukaryota; Metazoa; Chordata; Mammalia; Lagomorpha; Ochotonidae.